Molecule: messenger RNA, 2831 nt
Organism: Adelges cooleyi (spruce gall adelgid)
Lineage: Eukaryota; Metazoa; Arthropoda; Insecta; Hemiptera; Adelgidae
Exons: 7
Coding region: 385-2055 (556 amino acids)
Source: RefSeq, a predicted model, not a curated record
UCGCCGCCGAUCGAGCGCGCCAAACGUACGACGUGCACCGACCGACGAGAGACGUGCCGCCGUCGCAGUUCCGCCGAACAGUGCCGCGAACACACCAAAUAGGUAUCGUCGCCGCUUAUGUGUUGACCGUAUUAUAAUAAACAGACAACGUCCGCGUAUUUCGUUCGCGGGUGUUGUAUGCGCCGUGUGCAGGUGUGUGUGCGGGUGUGCGUGCCGGACGACGGGCGAACAUCUACCGGACGGAAUAACCGUCAGUCGUCGGAUUGAUAAGCGAUCCCGACGACGCCUUACCACGUAGCGGUCGAUGAUACGCAAAACAAUAGGUAUCCUUCCAACCGGCACGAAUAGGAAAUCGCGAAACGGUAAAAUCACAUAGAUGACUUGAUGUGCUUAAGCUGGAUUCAAGCAUGCACCGCCAUACACCUGCUGUGGAGUGCGCUGUACAUAAGCGUCGGCGCUGUUCAAAUAGUGGCGGGCAUAUUCUUCUUGGUCACUGUGCCUGUGCUGAAAAUAGGAUCAAACAUAUGGACAGGGUCGUGGAACGUUUUCUUCGGCGUCGGCGGAGCCGUCUUCUCGUGUGUGGGCGACUGGACCACUGCCAAACAACGGGGUCUUUUGUCUUUGACCGUUACCAUUCUGAUUGUGAACAUCAUAAACCUUAUCAUUUUGGAAAUCGCAGAAUGGAGGUACUUGACACCCGAAUCGGCCAAACAAAUCAUGUCCAAACGGGGAAUGGAAACACUAGUUGCAUACGCUCGUUACACGACCAGCUUGAGCACAUUAGCCGGCAUAAUAGGGUCGUUUCUCGAUUCGCAAAUAACUUUCUGCUGCAUGCAGCGCAAAGAUAAAACAAAGCAACACAUCGAGCCAGAAAACAAUUCCGACGUCGAUUACAUCAUACCAAGGGUGAAAUCCGAAGGGAUAAUCAGACAGGACAGCGGCGCCGGCAUCAAAGCGGCGGACGCCGAUUACGGCCGUUCGUGGGUGUUCGAAGCGGACGCCACUGGCGCGGGCAACGCUUACGCUUCGACCGAAUCGCUUAGCGACAACGCGCGGCGGCCGGCCGCCGUGUGCGGUAGCCGCACGGUGACGCUCAAGCGCAAAGCCAAACCGGUGACGCCCGUGGUGAUCGUCGAGGUGGACGGCACCGGCAGUCGCCCGGCGCAGCUGAUGACCAGUUUCUCGCGGACGCCGUCGCCCGUCGGGUUGUCGGAGAGCUCGUCGCAGGACUCGAUGAUAACCGCCGGCGGCUGCGGCGUGGCGGCCGCUCCCAUCUACGAGUGCCUGGAGAAACUAACCGAACCCUCGGUCUACCGGUCCCGCCUGAACACGGCCCUGUCGGUGGGCACACCCGACUCGCCGGUGGACCGGCCGCCGCCGCGCAGCCUGUCGCCGAAACCGCCGCCGGCCGCCGAGCCUGUACAGUACGCCUCGCUGAUGGAAGAGCUGCAGAAGACCAUAGGCAACCGGUUGUCCAAACACGUGGAAUCGUCGGACGAGAGGUUCAGCGCCGAGCUGGACGACGUGCUCAAGGACAUCCAAGAGCUGGAGUCGCCGACGGGCGAGCGCAGCGCCGAGCGGACGGACGAGAGCAGCGACAGCGACGCGGCCAGCAUGAAGACCACCAGGACGGUGAUACUGAACGGUAAGCAACAUCUGGACGAUCUAGGGUACGUGUCGAUGCGACAGGAUUGCGCGCACCUGUUGAGCGUGUACGAACAGGUGGACUGCCGCCGGAUCGACGGGGGCGGCGCGAACGUGCCGCCGUACCCCGAAGAGACCAACAACAACACCAUCGGGCUGGACGUGACCGCGGACAGGCCGUCCUGCAAGGGCUGGAAAGCGUUGUCGACCAUGUUGAAACGCAAGCACCGGGCCGUGCUCACGCUGACGCCCGAAAUCGAGGCGUCCAUCGUCAAGUCCGAGUGUCUGGCGUACCUGUCCGAAAAGGAGCUGGUCGAACGGUACGACCGCAACAAAAUGGUGCACAGGCAAAUCGAAGAAAGAGUCUGGAAAAAAAUUAACGGCGCUUCGGAGACGGAUUCUCCUUGUUAACCAGUGAAGCCGUCGUCCAUAAGGAAUCGCGUACCUAUACCUCACCUACUUCACACAAGCUUUUGUUUUUUUUUAUUAUUACUAUUAUUCUUUUUCGUUUCCAAAAAAAAAAAUGUCUAUAUUUAUUUUAUUUUGAUUUAUAUAUACAUAUAUUUUUUUUAACCCCUCGUAUACCCGCCAUAUUUAAAAGUGUUAUUAUUCUUUAGAUUUUUCCCUAUUCCUCCCCUAACAGAGCCCUUUUAGAUAUCUUCAGUUCUAUCUUUAGGUUGUACAAUGGUCGAACCGGGUUUACCAUAAUAUUAUUUUACAUAGUACGUAUAAAUAUAUAUAUAUAUACCUACAGAUCACGCAUAAAUGUUUAACAAUAUAUAUAUAUAUCUGAUUUAUAUUCCUAUAAUGAUAAUAAUAGGUAAUAAUAACAGUAAACGAUUCGUUUUUUUUGUUUUUUGUUAAUCCCUACCGUUUAAUGCAAUAUACACAAGGUUAUAGUUUACCUAUAUUAUUAUAUUAUAUACGUUAUAAUACAUAUUUUAUUGUUUUCCUGCUGUUUGUUAUAAUAUCUUUGUCUUAACUGUAUUAUCUUAUAUAUAUAUUAUUAUAAUACGUAUUACGUAGCGUGAAGAAGUUACACGAUAAUGUUGUUCAAUUUUCAAAAAAAAAAAUGUGUUCUAAAAAAUUAUUUAAGAUAAUAAUUAUAUAUUAAAUAUAGACUAGAAAUUGUCAUUAUUAUUAUUCACUAUCACUAUAUAGACUAAGUAAGUAACAUUUAUUAUUAA